CGUCUGCAAAAUAUCCAACAUGUAUUACAUAAUAUUUACUGUAUUGGUUUUCGCCAAAAUCUCCGCAGCAAUCCCAGUUCAAAAUUUAAAUGCCGAAGCUGAAGCUAAAGGUAACAAAAUUUUGGAAUGCUUCAGGGAUAUUUUACUUAAUGGUGAUGAAGAAUUAUCAUUACCGCCUUUGGACCCAAGUCCUCCAAUGGAUACAGUUAUAGAUGUACCAGGCGCAAAUGGAUCGAUUUUAUUGAAAAACUUUCAAACCGAGGGAAUUUCUGCGUGGAAAACCACUUUAAAAGUCGAUUUGAUGAAUAAUCCCGAAGUAGCAAUUGUUAAGGUCGGCUUUCUUUGGCCCGCAGGUGUAAUGGAAGCUGAUUACGACAUUGAUAUUAAUUACAUGAACAACGUAAUCACAGGAAAAGGUCACCUAAAACGCACUGAUUUUAAUCAAGUUAUUGAUAUGGAACUGGAAGUGGCUUUUGAUACAGUCAAAUUGAAGAAGUUUUACAUUAGAUUCAGCUUAGAAAAGAUCCAGAUUGAUGUUGAUGAGAUUCUUCUGAAUGGAGUUGAUGUUAGUUCAAUUAUUUCAUCUGUUGCACAGAAAAUUCCCGAUAUUUUAAAAAUGUAUGAAAAAGAACUGAGCAGUUAUUUUAGCGAGAAGAUUUUAGAAUCUUUUAACAGCAUUGAUCAGAAGAACAUAAAUUCAAUUCUUGACUUUGUUAAAAGAAGAUGCAACGUCUGAAUGUUUUAUUUGAGAACGAAAAUCCUCUAACAAGUAUAUAUUAAUAAUA
Nicrophorus vespilloides is the source of this 785-nucleotide messenger RNA. RefSeq lists its product as uncharacterized. Lineage: Eukaryota; Metazoa; Arthropoda; Insecta; Coleoptera; Silphidae. The record is from RefSeq and is a predicted model, not a curated record. The transcript has 4 exons. The coding region runs from base 20 to 736 and encodes 238 amino acids.